AUGCCUCUUCCCUUACCAAAGCUGCUGAAUUUCUCCAGAGAGCUGGAGACUUGGCUACUACUCCAAGUUUUCAUGACAAUUGGAGAAUCAAAAAGGGUGCAAGACUCUAAGAUUGAUGUCACCAUUGGUCCAUAUGAGACAUAUGAAGAUUCACUCUUUGGCUACAAGGAGCUGCAAGAGUUCCAUGCAAUUAUGGAAGAAGCCAAGGUUGAAGAGGCCGUCGAGAGCCCGAGCAGGGAGAUUUUGACGAUUCAAGUCAUAGGUGAUAAACAGGAUGCAGUUGCUCUUCUGCAGAAAUAUGGUCAGAUAACUAAACCAUUGCAGCUUGGGUUGGACAAAUUAGAGAAAAUUCAGUUAUCUGUGGAUAUAACAUUCUCGUUCCCCAUAGCCGACGAAAUCCUGAAGAACUAG
Molecule: messenger RNA, 411 nt
Organism: Linum tenue
Lineage: Eukaryota; Viridiplantae; Streptophyta; Magnoliopsida; Malpighiales; Linaceae
Source: the annotation of a GenBank genome assembly